Quercus lobata is the source of this 1185-nucleotide messenger RNA. RefSeq lists its product as uncharacterized. The coding region runs from base 1 to 1185 and encodes 394 amino acids. Lineage: Eukaryota; Viridiplantae; Streptophyta; Magnoliopsida; Fagales; Fagaceae. The record is from RefSeq and is a predicted model, not a curated record. The transcript is spliced from 3 exons.
AUGGAUAACCCCGUUAACAGAUUUUCAGAGGAUGACGCUUGGAGACUUUACCAUCCUCAUGACGAUGCACUGGUGGUGAGCUUGCAAAAAAGGGAUUAUAAAAUGCAUCGGGUCCUCGUCGACAACGGCAGCUCAAUAGACAUCAUGUACUAUCCAGCAUUCCAGCAAAUGAGAAUUGACAGGGAACGGUUGACCCCAACGAAUGCCCCACUCAUGGGAUUUGGGGGAUCGAAGGUGUUCCCUUUGGGCGCAAUAACACUAGCUGUGACGGCAAGUGACUAUCCUCAGCAAAUCACUAAGGAGGUAACUUUUCUCAUAGUUGAUUGCUCGUCUGCCUACAAUGCUAUCCUCAGGCGACCUACUCUCAAUUCCUGGAAGGCAGUGACUUCAACAUACCACCUGAUGAUUAAAUUCCCGACGGAGUAUGGGGUGGGAGAACUGCGGGAAAAUCAAAUAGUAGCACGGGAAUGUUAUAUUGCCAUGUUAGAAAUGGAGGAUCAACAGCAAACAAUGUGUAUCGGAAAGCAACGAGCAUUAGUAGAGCCGGUUGAAGAGCUGGAAGAGGUGAGACUUAAUGACACACAGCCUGAACGGAUGACUAAAAUUGGCACACUAGCUAGUUGGCCCGUGCGCCAAACGAUCACGACUUUCCUCAGAGAUAACCAAGACAUGUUCGCCUGGAGUCAUGAAGACAUGCCAGGAAUCGACCCCUCAGUCAUGGUCCAUAAGUUAAAUGUGUCACCCUCAUUCCCUCAAAUCCGGCAAAAGAAACGAGUCUUCGCCCAAGAGCGGGACAAGGCCAUAGCCGAGGAAGUUCGAAAGUUACUCGAGGCAGGUUUCAUUCGGGAAGUAUAUUACCCCGACUGGUUGGCAAACGUCUUCAUGGUUAAAAGGCCAAUAGAAACUGGAGGAUGUGCGUGGACUUCACGGACCUCAACAAGCUAUAACCAGAUCAGGAUGGACGAAUCUGAUCAAGAGAAGACCUCCUUCGUUACAAGCCAGAGAUUAUUCUGCUACAAGGUUUAUGUUGACGACAUGUUGGUAAAAAGCCUGCGUGAAGUUGAUCAUCUAGACGACCUCAGGGAGACAUUUGACACACUCCGAUCAUUCAACAUGAAGCUGAAUCCAAACAAGUGCGCGUUCGGAGUGACAGAUGCGAAAUUCUUGGGCUUCAUGAUGUCCUAA